Messenger RNA from Passer domesticus (house sparrow), 1760 nucleotides. It is a transcript of the gene ETFBKMT, whose product is annotated as electron transfer flavoprotein subunit beta lysine methyltransferase. The record is from RefSeq and is a predicted model, not a curated record. Gene Ontology annotation, molecular function: protein methyltransferase activity. The coding region runs from base 274 to 1089 and encodes 271 amino acids. Gene Ontology annotation, cellular component: mitochondrial matrix. Lineage: Eukaryota; Metazoa; Chordata; Aves; Passeriformes; Passeridae. The transcript is spliced from 4 exons.
GGGACCGAGAGGCGGCCCGAGCGGCAGCGGAGGCCGCGGCGGCGGGGCCGGCGCUGAGGGCGCUCCGGCGCGGCCGCUUUAAGGGCGGGCGGGCGGCGGGAGGGCGGCCCGGCCCGGCCCCGGCGCAGCGGCGGCGGCGGCAGCAGGAAUUGUCAUCCAUCACUAUGAAAAACAACAUCCAGUGAGUUAGUUUCAAGCUUUGUGCCUCAUCACUUUCUUUAGAUAAGCUGUGCUCCGAGCUCUCCUGAGGAAAUCUGGUGUCCUUGGGCAAGCAUGGCCUUGCGUGGCUGGAAGUGGCUCCUCCUCUUGGGCAGGCAGAACACCCUUGCCAAGGUGUGGAGAAGCAGGAGGGGUGUCCCCUCUCUGUGCUGGCAUCGCUGCUGCCACUGGAGCCCAGGCAAGUCUCUGGACCCCGAGGUGAGAGCGUUUUUGGAGGAGAACACCGAGGUCACCAACCGCGGGCAUCUCACGCCAGAGAUCCGGCUGCGCCUCCUCACCCCCCGCUGCAGGUUCUGGAGAGAAAAACCUGACCUGUGGCCUUAUGGGGACCCAUUCUGGGCCAUUUACUGGCCAGGAGGCCAAGCCCUCUCCAGGUAUAUUUUAGAUAAUCCACAUGUGGUUAAAGGUCGAUCAGUUCUGGAUCUUGGAAGUGGAUGUGGAGCAACAGCAAUAGCUGCUGUGAUGAGUGGUGCAUCCCAAGUCCUUGCCAAUGACAUUGACCCUAUUGCAGGAAUGGCAAUGAUCUUGAACUGUGAACUGAACCACCUGAAUCCCUUCCCCAUCACUAUUAAGAACAUCAUUAAUUCAGAGGCUGGCAACUGGGACCUCAUAGUUCUAGGAGAUAUGUUUUAUGAUGAACAACUUGCUGAUGGUCUGCAUCACUGGCUGCAGAAGUGCAUCAGGAUUCACCAGACUGAAGUGCUGAUUGGUGACCCUGGCAGGCAUCAGUUUUUAAGCCACAGCAUUCGCAGUCAGCUGCACAAAGUUAUAGAAUAUUCACUGCCUGAGUCUACGAGACAAGAAAACUACGGGCUAACAUCAAGCAUUGUCUGGAGUUAUCAGCCCUCAAACAGCUUAGAUGAUUCUUGAAGAUUUCUAUGGGAUUUUGUCUCUCUUGAUUGGCUUUUUGCAGGUAUAUAACAUGAAAGUGGGAAUUAAACAGGGAACAUUAUCUGUUAAAGUAAAGCAGCUUACUGUACCUUCACUGGACUGAUUUCAAUCAUACUCAACUGAGGCUUUUGCUCAAUUUGAUGUAAAAGCUACAUGCAAACUGUAUUCAAAGGGGCCUGCACUGAGGUGCACAUCUACAGACAACUUACAUGUAGGAGUUUGCAUGCUUGAUGUUUCCCAUGUGUAUUUGUGUCUUGCUGACAUUACUGUGAAAUAUUUUGGAUGUCCGGCAUACUGCUGUGGGGAGAGGUUUGUGGCUGAAGGACUACUGCACUGUUUCCACAGGCUUCUGCAGCUUAUUUAUAGAAAAUUUCUAAAUAUAGAGAAUUAUUGCUGUCCUCCAUAAAAUGCUCCACUAGAUUUUUAGCUCAUAAUAUGCUCAACUUGAAGUGCCUUGCUCUUUUUCUGGGUAUCUCUUCUGAAUGUUGAAGUAAUUAAUUUAAAUUUCCCCCUUUCCCUCUGUAAUAAAAAUUUCCUCUUCCUUGAAACUGACAGAGUGAUUAUGUAGGAGCUGCACCCAAAUCUAAACUCUGCUUCUUGACUGCCAGCCAGUGUAAAAGCUUUAAUAAAUGGAAAGUGAAUAAAUAGUA